CAUUAUUUCGUGACUUGAAGAACUUAUUACCACCCUUCAACUGAGAAUCUGUAAAUUAGCCCAUCUGCAAUGAUAAUGGAGACCAGGGUGUUCUCUCUACCAACAUGCUCUGUACAGAAGACAACAUCUUCAUGAUCAUAAUAACUGGAGAAUUCCUAAUAGGAAUUUUGGGGAAUGUAUACACUGGACUGGUAAACUGGAUUGACUGGAUUAAGAAGAAAAAGAUCUCCUCAACUGACUAUAUCCUCCCCAGUCUAGCCAUCUCCAGAAUGUGUUUGCUCUGUAUAAUGAUAGUAAAUAUCAUCAUAAUGAUCUCUCCCCAGAUUUUUAUGAAAAUGCUAAACUAAAAAGCCAUCCUGCAUAUCGUCUGGACAGUUGCCAACUACUUAAGUAUAUGGUUUGCCACCUGCCUCAAUGUUUUCUAUUUCCUCAAGAUAGCCAACUUCUCCCACCCACUUUUUUCUCUGGCUAGAGGCAGAAUUGACAGAGUGAUUCACUGGAUUCUGCUGGGCUGUUUGGCCAUCUCCUCCUUGGUCAUCCUUCUAUUGGCAAUGACACCAAAUUAUGAUUAGGAGUUUCAUAAAAUUGCAGAACAUAAAAGUAACUGCACUGAAAUGUUCCAUGUGAGUAAGAGUCAAUUCUUCAACCCGCUGACCCUCUUUAACCUGCUGGCAAUUGUCCCAUGGACUGUGUCAUUGAUCUCACUUUUUCUUUUAAUUGUGUCCCUACAGAGACAUGUCAAGCAGAUGAAACCCAGUGUUCCAGGCUGUGGAGAUCCCAGCACAGAGGCCCAGGCGGGAGCCAUGAAAACUAUGACUUCAUUUCUCUUCCUCCUUUUUGUGUGUUAUGAGGUUUCCCUUUUGGCGACUUUUAGCCACCUUAUGAAAGAAAGCAAGUUCGCUGUGAUGUUUGGAGAAGCUAUACCAAUUCUCUAUCCUUCUGGUCAUUCACUCAUUUUAAUUAUUGGGAAUAACAAGCUGAGGCAGGCAUCUAUCAGGAUGCCAAGAUAUGGCAAAACGGCCUGCAUGAUGUAAAAUCUUAGCUUUAUACGUAAACUUGAAAACCAAAUCGUGUUGCCUAAUAAAAAAAAUACAUUCUUGUUUCGUCCUGUUAUCCCAUUUAUUUUGGGUACACAUCUUGAAGUGUUCUUGAGGCCUAUUAGCACAUGAAUGUAUAUAUCCUUUCUGUGUCUUUACACCCCAGAUUCUCACCUUCACUCUUUCCUCUGAGAAUUUCAGAGCUCACACUUAUUCUUUUUGCUGCCUUACUGCAGAGGUUAGGCAUGUACUGCCUAGUUACUUUCUUUUAAGAUUUGACUUUGGCCCAUGGGAGAGUGCACUGAACUGCACUGAUUUUUUUUUCAUUUUUUCCCUAUCACAUAUUUUCAUUGCUGACCCUUAAUUUUGCCCCCUUGGUGGCUCUGUUGGGUCAUUCCCAUUUGGAUUAUUAACUAGGAACUCGGAUCUCCCCUGUCCCGUGUCUGGUUCAGUUUCCCAGUUAUGUAUCUGUCUCCUCCCAAGUGAGUGAGGCUUUAGGUUGUCUCCUACAUAAUAUAUUCUGGCUGACCUUAUUCUGGAACCUCCUAUUCAUUUUCCUUGAAAUUAAGUUUCUGUACAAACAACUUGCUGUUCAGGCAGCAGUAGGAUGGGAACAGAACUCAUUCAAGCAUCUCUCCCUAAGGGUAUUCCUAAAUGCUCUUCACAAUCUCGGUAAAAGGAUGGGGGUAAGUAAUAUCAAUCAGACUGCUUUGCUCAGGUUCCUUUCUUAAUAAGACCUGCAAGGGUUCUUACCACUCAAGACUCUAGAAAAGCAAUUCAUUGAGAAGAAAUUAGCAUACAUUGUAGAGUAACUACAUUGUAGAGUUACAUUGUAGAGUAACUACAUGCUAUCAGCAAAAAAGCAAUGUAUGCCCAUAACACAUACAGAGUAAAUUACACGCACACAAAAAGAAGAAAAAUAAAGAGUCACUACAAAAACCUCAUUCUACCGUGAACAACAAAUCCUUCGUUACUAGAGUAGCACUGAAACACUUGAUCUGGCACGUCUAAAUUCACGUCUGUUCCGAUAAUGACUGUGCAUUUCAGCUCCCGCCAUUUGCUAUGUCAAAUUCUGGUCUAUUUCAAUCUACUCAUUUCCUUUUGUUAUAACUAAAAUAUUAAUUGCCUGAAGAUUAUCAAUUUUUCUGCAUAUGAUGAUGUAAAAUUCACUCCGUGAAGUCCCAAUGUUUACAGUCUUAUGUAUAUAAACUUAAUCAACUAUAUUUCUAAUAUCCUAGCAUUUCGGAUGCUAUUUG
Leopardus geoffroyi (Geoffroy's cat) is the source of this 2293-nucleotide messenger RNA. It is a transcript of the gene TAS2R8, whose product is annotated as taste 2 receptor member 8. Gene Ontology annotation, biological process: sensory perception of taste; G protein-coupled receptor signaling pathway; detection of chemical stimulus involved in sensory perception of bitter taste. The record is from RefSeq and is a predicted model, not a curated record. Gene Ontology annotation, cellular component: membrane. Lineage: Eukaryota; Metazoa; Chordata; Mammalia; Carnivora; Felidae. Gene Ontology annotation, molecular function: bitter taste receptor activity; G protein-coupled receptor activity.